This is a messenger RNA of Telopea speciosissima, 717 nucleotides long. Its product is annotated as heavy metal-associated isoprenylated plant protein 33-like. The transcript is spliced from 3 exons. Lineage: Eukaryota; Viridiplantae; Streptophyta; Magnoliopsida; Proteales; Proteaceae. The record is from RefSeq and is a predicted model, not a curated record. Bases 1 to 717 code for a protein of 238 amino acids.
AUGGAAGCGGAAGGAAAAGCUGCAACUCUGAAUGAUGAUGAAGAAGAAGCAGCAAUGGAUGUGGCCAAAAGGAAGACCAAUAACAGGAGGAGACAGAGUAGUUGUUUAUCUCUUUCAAAGAAGGAUGAUGAUGGUGCAUUAACCAUGGUUUCGCCUUGUAAGGGUCUGAAGACGGGUCUCAAGGCCUUCACAAAUCAGCUUAAGUAUCCAACAUUUAGUACUAAAGAGGAUGAAUUCGACUAUAAUGAUGAUGACAAAGAUGACUUUGAAGAAGGGUUACGUUUGCUCCAAGAGAAAGCUAAUGAUCUGGGUUUGCACGGACAGCAAGCCAAUAUGGUGGCUUAUGCAAAGAAAAAUGGUGCAGGUCCCCAAAACAGUGGUAAAAUGAACAAUGGAGAAAAUGGGCAAGCUGGAAAAAAAGGCGGUUGUGGCAAUGGCGGAGGAAAUUCUAACCAGAAUAUGGGUAUGAAGGGUGCGAUGGAUCAAAAGAACAUGGCAGCUGCAAAGAUGAAUGCCGCCCCCCAUUUGGGUGGUGGGCAUAUAAAUGCCGGUGAGGUUAAAAAGGGAAAUGACAUCAAUGCCAUGUUAUCUGGGCUAAAUGGCCAUGGCCAUGGUUUUGGUGUUGGCCUUGGAGGUGGGCAGCAUCCAUCAACCAUGAUGAACAACUUGCAGGGUUACGAGUUCAAUCAUUCACCAUCAUCAGCUGUGAACUUGUAG